Molecule: messenger RNA, 702 nt
Organism: Thyridium curvatum
Lineage: Eukaryota; Fungi; Ascomycota; Sordariomycetes; Thyridiales; Thyridiaceae
Exons: 1
Coding region: 1-702 (233 amino acids)
Biological process (GO): tRNA 5'-leader removal; rRNA processing
Cellular component (GO): ribonuclease MRP complex; ribonuclease P complex
Molecular function (GO): ribonuclease P RNA binding
Source: RefSeq, a predicted model, not a curated record
AUGGCUUCCACCACGCAUCCCGUCACCCAAGAGCUCCUCGCCCGAGCGCACUCUCCCGACUCAGCGAACCGCAUCUUCACCGAGAAGAUCCAGCACCGACCCAUCCUCAUCCGUCCUUCCUCCCCGCAACCGCACGCCAACGCCCGCGAAGCCCGACGCAUCGCCCGCCGGCAGAAGGAGAAGCAGCGCACCAGGGCGCUGAAGCCGAAGCCGCUCUCCGCGCGCCAGCGCAAGCGGCUCGCCCUCUACGAGCUCCCGCGCGACCAGCAGCGGUACGCCCUGUUCGAGCCGCUGCACCGGCUGUGGCUGGGCUACGUCCGCGAGCUGCUGGGCCGCGACAUGUUCGGCGCGGCGACGAGCCCCGGGGCCGACGCCUCGGCGGCGGCGAAGCUGAGCAGCGCGGACCUGCACGGCGCCGAGGUCGAGGUCGUGCGCAGCGGGUGCGUGAGCCGGGUCGGGAUCAGGGGCAUCGUCGUCAAGGACGCCAAGUUUGUGUUUGAGAUCGUCACGAGGCGGGACCAGCUCAAUGUCGUGCCCAAGGAAGGGACGAUAUUCCGGGUCGAGGUGCCGCCCGAGCAUGCGGAGGGCGAGAAGGACCAGGUGGAGAACCUGGUGGUUGAGAUCCUGGGUGAUCAGUUCUUGACGAGGUCGGCCGACCGGGCGAACAAGAAGUUCAAGAGGCAUUUCUUGAAGGAUAUCUGA